Messenger RNA from Anopheles coustani, 570 nucleotides. Its product is annotated as peptidoglycan-recognition protein SC2-like. Gene Ontology annotation, molecular function: peptidoglycan binding; zinc ion binding; N-acetylmuramoyl-L-alanine amidase activity. The coding region runs from base 1 to 570 and encodes 189 amino acids. Gene Ontology annotation, biological process: innate immune response; peptidoglycan catabolic process. Lineage: Eukaryota; Metazoa; Arthropoda; Insecta; Diptera; Culicidae. The transcript has a single exon. The record is from RefSeq and is a predicted model, not a curated record.
AUGAACAAGUUCGCCGCUGUUCUGCUGGUGGCCAGCGUGGCCUGCCUGGCCAGCGUGUCGGCCCAGUGCCCGCGCAUCGUGACCCGCGCCCAGUGGGGAGCCCGCGCCGCCUCCACCGCCCAGCUGCCGAUCCGCCCGGCCCCGUGGGUGGUGAUGCACCACACCGCCGGUGCGCACUGCACGACGGACGCCGCCUGCGCCACGCAGAUGCGCAACAUCCAGAACUUCCACAUGAACAGCAACGGAUGGGCCGACAUCGGCUACAACUUCCUGGUCGGUGAGAACGGCGCCGCCUACGAGGGUCGCGGCUGGGGUCGCCAGGGAGCCCACGCGCCCGGAUACAACGAUCGCUCGGUCGGCAUGGGAGUGAUGGGAACGUUCACCAACGGCAUCCCGAACGCCGCCGCCCGUAACGCCGCCCAGCAGCUGAUCAGCUGCGGCGUGUCGCUCGGACACAUCGCCUCCAACUACUGGCUCAUCGGACACCGUCAGGCCGUGGCCACCGCCUGCCCCGGAAACGCCUUCUUCAACGAGAUCCGUAACUGGGCGCGCUUCAACCCAAACGUCUAA